This is a messenger RNA of Rotaria socialis, 345 nucleotides long. The record is from the annotation of a GenBank genome assembly. Lineage: Eukaryota; Metazoa; Rotifera; Eurotatoria; Philodinida; Philodinidae.
AUGCUUAAUAGCCCAAGUGAAAUUGAGCUAGGCGACAAACUUAUGGUCUACUGCCAUACGGCUUGUAUUAAUUGUCAAUUGGUUGAAUUUCUCGACAAGAUCGAUUAUCAAACGGGCGAGGCAAUUGAGGCAUCUUCAAAUUUUAUAAAAUCAGGCGACCUCGCUACAGUCAAAUUGGUUUUAUUACAGCCUGCCUGCGUUGAAAACUUUCAAGACUAUCCAUCGUUGGGUCACUUUACUAUUCGUCAAAUGAAUCAUACGGUAGCCGUUGGUAUCAUCAAGGAUGUUGAAAAGAUGACAGCCGUAUCUUAUGAUAAUCCCACAUCAAAGAUUGACAUCUACUAG